AUGACCUUAACAGACAUUGUAGAUUUAUCCAACGAUGAUGAACUUGGAGAGGUUGAUGUGAAACCUGUUAAGUUGGAGCCAGGUCUCGUUGCAAGAAAAUUGCAACAGAAUGAGAACAAUAAGGCUCUACUUGCGAAGCAUCAAAAGUCAAAAACCCCAUGUGCAAUACGAGAAUAUGAAGAAAAUAGGAGCUCAAAUGCUCUAAGUACUGGUCACAGUAGCUCUAGUAUAUUAGACCAAGGGCAGUCACCAGUGGAUGAUACUGGCCUUUCUUAUACAUCGCCUUGA
Molecule: messenger RNA, 288 nt
Organism: Prunus armeniaca (apricot)
Lineage: Eukaryota; Viridiplantae; Streptophyta; Magnoliopsida; Rosales; Rosaceae
Source: the annotation of a GenBank genome assembly